Messenger RNA from Coregonus clupeaformis (lake whitefish), 834 nucleotides. RefSeq names its product salivary glue protein Sgs-3-like. The record is from RefSeq and is a predicted model, not a curated record. Bases 1 to 834 code for a protein of 277 amino acids. Lineage: Eukaryota; Metazoa; Chordata; Actinopteri; Salmoniformes; Salmonidae. The transcript is spliced from 2 exons.
AUGGCAGAUUGGGGGGAUUGUGGGAAUGUGCCUGUCACGGAGAAAUGCAAGCUGGCCCAUGUGGAACUGACAAACAACUCAUGGCAAUUCAAAUUCACGCAGCUGUUCGUCAAGCCCAGUGGUACCACACCUGGUUCUACCACUCAGCUGUUCGUCAAGCCCAGUGGUACCACACCUGGUUCUACCACUCAGCUGUUCGUCAAGCCCAGUGGUACCACACCUGGUUCUACCACUCAGCUGUUCGUCAAGCCCAGUGGUACCACACCUGGUUCUACCACUCAGCUGAUCGUCAAGCCCAGUGGUACCACACCUGAUUCUACCACUCAGCUAUUCAUCAAGCCCAGUGGUACCACACCUGGUUCUACCACUCAGCUAUUCAUCAAGCCCAGUGGUACCACACCUGGUUCUACUACUCAGCUGUUCGUCAAGCCCAGCGGUACCACACCUGGUUCUACCACUCAGCUGUUCGUCAAGCCCAGCGGUACCACACCUGGUUCUACCACUCAGCUGUUCGUCAAGCCCAGCGGUACCACACCUGGUUCUACCACUCAGCUGUUCGUCAAGCCCAGCGGUACCACACCUGGUUCUACCACUCAGCUGUUCGUCAAGCCCAGUGGUACCACACCUGGUUCUACCACUCAGCUGUUCGUCAAGCCCAGUGGUACCACACCUGGUUCUACCACUCAGCUGUUCGUCAAGCCCAGUGGUACCACACCUGGUUCUACCACUCAGCUGUUCGUCAAGCCCAGUGGUACCACACCUGAUUCUACCACUCAGCUGACCUCAAGACCUCAGCUGUUCAAGACCUCAGCUGUUCAUCGAGACCAUGAAUAG